Molecule: messenger RNA, 2681 nt
Organism: Rubroshorea leprosula
Lineage: Eukaryota; Viridiplantae; Streptophyta; Magnoliopsida; Malvales; Dipterocarpaceae
Source: the annotation of a GenBank genome assembly
UAGGGAACUUGAGCAACCUAUCUCUUCUUUCUCUCUAUGAUAACAUUCUUUCUGGCUCAAUCCCUACUUCCAUAGGGAACUUGAGCAACCUAUCUAUACUUUUUUUGUCUAAUAACAAUUUCUCUGGUUCAAUCCCUACUUCCAUAGGGAACUUGAGCAACCUAUCUACACUUUUUUUGUCUAAUAACAAUUUCUCUGGCUCGAUACCUUUGGAAAUGAAUAACCUUAUUCUUCUUAAAAGUUUACAAUUGGCUAAUAACAAACUCAGUGGCCAUUUACCUGAGAAUAUUUGCCUUGGGGGAUUUCUGACAAACCUUUCAGCAAAUAACAAUCAUUUGACAGGUCUAAUCCCGAAAAGUUUGAAAAACUGCUAUAGUUUAUUCAGAGUAAGGCUUGAAGGGAACCAACUUGAAGGGGAUAUAACAGAGGCUUUUGGAAUAUAUCCCAAGUUGGAUUAUAUUGAUCUCAGCAAUAACAAGUUGUAUGGUGAGCUUUCUCCAAAUUGGGUUCAAUGUCAUAAUCUCACAAGCUUGAAGAUCUCUAACAAUAACAUCUCUGGUAAGAUACCUCUUGAGCUAGCUCAAGCCACCCAAUUACAACGACUUGAUCUUGCUUCAAAUCAGCUGAAUGGGGAGAUUCCUAAGGAAUUAUGCAACUUGACAUCAUUGGUCUAUCUCUUUCUAAAUGAUAACCAACUCUUUGGUAGAAUCCCAUUAGAAAUAGGACAGCUACUCAAUUUGCAACAACUCAGUUUGUCCGCAAACAAUUUGGAUGGAACAAUUCCAAAACAACUUGGAAAAUGCCUCAGGUUAUUGAGCUUGAAUUUGAGCAACAAUCAACUUGGGGGAAGUAUUCCAUUUGAAAUAAAGAACAUAUUUGCCCUUGAAACUCUUGAUUUGAGUUGGAAUAUUCUAAUGGGAGAGAUUCCACCAGAGCUUGGAAGAUCCCAAAGUUUAGAAACACUUAAUCUUUCUCACAACAUGCUUUCUGGACUCAUACCUCCUACUUUUGAUGAAAUGUUGAGCUUGACAAAUGUCAACAUCUCCUACAAUCAGUUGGAGGGCCCCAUCCCUCACCUCAAAGCCUUUCUUGACGCCCCAUUUGAUGCUCUUGAAAACAAUAAAGGCCUUUGUGGCAAUGCCUCUGGCCUAAUGCCUUGUCCAUCUAAAAGCCACAAGAGAAGUUCAAGUGGACUUGUGAUUUCGAUAGUUGUACCUAUUUUGGGCGGCUUGCUCCUAUUGCUUAUCUUGGUAUGGUGUUUACUUGUCGUUCAUUGCAAAAAAUAUAAGCCAAGAAAGGGACAAUAUCAAAAUAUUUUUUCCAUAUGGGGAUGUGACGGAAAAAUCGUCUAUGAAAACAUUCUUGAAGCUACGGAGCAAUUCAACUCCAAUUACUGCAUUGGCUCAGGAGGAUAUGGAAAUGUUUACAAAGCUGUGUUGCCUACGGGUCGAGUAGUUGCUGUAAAGAAACUUCAUCCCUCAGAUGAUAAUGAGACCAUCAAUUUACGAGCAUUUGAAAGCGAGAUUCGUGUUUUAACAGAAAUACGACAUCGCAACAUUGUCAAGUUGUAUGGUUUUUGUUCUAAUGCAGAGCACUCAUUGUUGGUCUAUGAGUUUGUAGAAAGAGGGAGCUUGCAAAUGGUUUUGAGCAACCCAGAAGAAGCAGCGGAGUUGGAUUGGAAUAAGAGGUUGAACAUUGUUAAAGGAUUAGCUAGUGCCUUAUCUUACAUGCACCAUGAUUGCCCAACACCAAUAAUCCAUCGUGACAUUUCUAGCAACAAUGUUUUGCUUGAUUUGGAUUACGAAGCUCAUGUCUCUGACUUUGGCACUGCUAGAAUUUUAAAGCCCGACUCCUCAAACUGGACAUCCUUUGCAGGCACCUUUGGCUAUAUAGCUCCAGAGUUUUCUUACACAAUGAAAGCAAGUGAAAAGUGUGAUGUCUAUAGCUUUGGGAUGGUAGCAAUGGAAGUAAUCAUAGGAAGGCAUCCAGGAGAUAUCAUUUCGAAUUUAUGGACAUCAAAUGGCCAAAAGAUGCUGCUGAAGGAUGUUUUAGACCAGCGCCUUCAACCUCAAAGGAGGAACAAAGUAGCUGAGCAAGUGGUUUCAACAACAAAGCUUGCCUUUACAUGUCUGCACGUCAAUCCCGAGUUGCGGCCCACCAUGCAGCAGGUUUAUCAGGCACUUACUAGUGGUCGACCAUCUCCAUUGCCAAAGCCAUAUUCAAUGAUGAGUUUAGGGGAUUUGAUUGGAGAUGGACAUGGAGUGCAGAGCUGAGUUGCUGAUGAUUUGGAUAGUCGUCAUAAUUCUAGGCUGCUAUUUACUGAUGCAAUGGAAUUAAUUGUUCCAUAUCGGUAUUGCCGGUUGCCAGGACUUGCAAAGAGCUUGAAGAAAUGUUAUUAAUUAGCCUGAAGAUGAAUGGUUACUUUUAUCCUUCGUUCCUUUCCUUUCGUUUCCUUGUUGGCUCUCCGGACUUGGUUGUUUUAUUUCCAUCUAGAUGACAUAUUUUGUGUAUUUCCCUUUCUGUGCUUCUCUUGUUUGUGCAAUUAUUGUGCUUAUUUCUUUUCUUCCAGCCUGGUGUAAGGACAUUGUGUGGAGUACAUCUGUUCAAUAAAAUUACAUUUUUGCUAGAAGAAAUCUCUACAAGACGAGUGAUAACACUUGCUAUAAAUGUAGUCAUUUAUU